This is a messenger RNA of Arthroderma uncinatum, 2526 nucleotides long. Its product is annotated as DUF323 domain-containing protein. NCBI's taxonomy places the organism in Eukaryota, Fungi, Ascomycota, Eurotiomycetes, Onygenales, Arthrodermataceae. The transcript has 7 exons. The record is from RefSeq and is a predicted model, not a curated record. The coding region runs from base 1 to 2526 and encodes 841 amino acids.
AUGUCACCUGCUGUCAUAUCGAACGUUGAUAUCGUGGACAUUCGCGGAAUCAAUCUUGAAAGCUCUUUGGCUCAGGAUAUCUAUCGUGGCCUCCAGGCAGAAGAGAAGAAACUCCCGACGCUACUACUAUACGAUACGAAGGGGCUCCGAUUAUUUGAGGACAUCACAUACUUGGACGAAUACUACCUAACGAACGCUGAGAUUGAGGUUUUGGAAACAAACGCUGCCAAAAUCGCAGCACUGAUCCCUGAGAAUUGUCAAUUAGUUGAACUGGGGAGCGGGAAUCUACGAAAGAUCGAGAUCUUGUUGAAUGAGCUUGAGCGAGCCAAAAAGUCGGUAGAAUAUUAUGCACUUGACCUGUCUCUGGAAGAGCUCCAUCGCACCUUCGCAGAACUUCCGUCGAAGAGCUAUCGUUAUGUCAAAUGUGGCGGCCUCUGGGGUACCUACGAUGACGGACUUGACUGGCUCAAUAAACCCGUGAAUAGGAAUAGGCCGACUUGGGUUAUGUCUUUAGGUUCGUCGAUGGGCAACUUUAACCCAACUGAAGCUGCUGGCUUCCUCGAGGGAUUCGCAAGGAGCCUGGGGCCGGCGGAUUCGAUGGUUAUUGGUUUUGAUCCCUGUAAGGACCCUGAACAGGUUUUCAGAGCUUACAACGAUAGUAAAGGCGUGACAAGACAGUUCUACCUUAACGGAUUGUCCAACGCAAACACCAUUCUCGGGUUCGAAGCUUUCAAACCGGGAGAAUGGGAUGCUAUAGGAGAAUUUGAUCCCGUACAAGGGUGCCACAGGGCAUUUUAUGUUCCAUUAACCGAUCUUGUUAUCAAGGAUAUAAAUCUCAAGAAGGGAGAGAAGAUAUUCUUCGAGCAAGCAUACAAAUACGGAGACGAGGAUUGUGAAAUACUCUGGAGUAGAGCUGGGUUACGCCCAGCCCAGAGGUUUGGCGACAAGUAUCAUCUCCAUAUCCUGUCGUCCGCAACUGCGAUGAUGCGGCCGUAUCAGUUACCAACAAAGCGGGCAGAGUAUAUGAAAGAUGUUGUUUCAAGCCUAGAGGAGUUUGAGGCAGUGUGGAAGCUGUGGGAUACCGCUACCACCGCCAUGGUACCUAACACGGACUUGCUCUCCAGGCCGAUCCACCUGAGGAACUCUUUGAUAUUCUACCUGGGUCAUAUCCCGGCGUUCAUGGAUAUGCACCUUACCCGCGCAAGUGAUGGCGUACCGACUGAACCGGCAAAUUUCCAUUCCAUGUUCGAGCGCGGUAUUGACCCCGAUGUUGACAACCCAGACCAUUGCCACGACCAUAGUGCAAUCCCAGACAAAUGGCCAGCAGUUGAAACAUUGGUAGAAUAUCAACGGAAGGUGAGGAUGAGGGUGAAGUCCCUAUACCCAAGGGUAAAGGCAGGCGAUAGGAAGAUCUGCGAAGCUAUCUGGAUUAGCUUCGAGCAUGAGACAAUGCAUUUAGAAACGUUCCUCUACAUGCUUUUGCAGAGCAGCAGCAUCAUGCCCCCUCCCGAAGCUGCUAGACCAGAUUUUAAACAGUUAGCAUCGGAGUCAGCUAAGAGGGCUGUUCCUAACGAAUGGUUCGAAAUCCCAGGACAAACACUGGCCAUUGGCCUUGAUGAGCCAGAGCCAAAUGGGAUCCCUAGAGAUUCCUUUGGAUGGGAUAAUGAAAAGCCGCAGCGAAUAGUCCAGGUACCAAGCUUCGUGGCCAAGGCUAGGCCAAUAACCAAUGAGGAAUACGCCAAAUAUCUCGAAGAGAACAACAUCGAACGGGUUCCUGCGUCUUGGGCUGAACGUUCAACUGAGAGUGGUUCUGCUGGCGGCGAAUCUACCGUUACGAAUGGUUCUCAUAAUAUCAUCACUAAAUAUUCGGUCCGUACCGUUUUUGGCCCAGUACCUCUAGAGUGGGCACUUGAUUGGCCCGUUGCUGCAUCUCAUGAUGAGCUAAAUGGGUAUGCGAAGUGGAUGAAGUGUAGGAUUCCUACCUUCGAGGAGGUUAGGAGCUUAUACAAGUACUCACUUACCUCACCCACUGGGACCAACCAUCACGAAAAUGGAUCUACAACUGCUACUACGAAUGGGACCAAGAAGAUAGGGGGAGCCAGCUCGAAUGGGGCAGCUAGUCACCCGGAGCCAGUGCAGAACAAGCGCUGCCCGGAUCACCAGCCGGUACAAACUCCUGCUAGUACCCAUGAGCCAGUGUAUGUUGAUCUCGACGGUUGUAACGUCGGGUUCACACACUGGCACCCAACUCCAGUCACCCAAAAUGGAAACAAGCUUUCCGGUCAGGGCGACUUUGGAGGAUUAUGGGAAUGGACUAGCUCUACUAUACAAGCCCAUGAAGGGUUUAAGCCGAUGGAUCUUUACCCGGCGUAUACUGCUGACUUCUUUGAUGGCAAACAUAAUAUUGUUCUUGGAGGGUCGUGGGCAACGCAUCCACGACUAGCGGGUCGCUCUACUUUUGUCAAUUGGUAUCAGCGAAACUACCCAUACGUCUGGGCUGGUGCUCGUCUCGUACGUGACGAUUGA